UUUAUAUAAUUACUACUCGAAGGUUGGUUGCAUCUUCAGAGAGGAUGGCAAGCGGCGGCGACGACGACGAUGCGUUCAACCUGUUUGGAGCUCCACCAGUGAAGACUACCAUUCCGAGAACUGGCACAUCAGACCAUACCGAGCUCUUCCCAGCAGAAGCUGCAAGCACCACUACCUUCUCAGAUAGUCCGUUUGACCUGUUUCCGUCCAAACCCAUAACUCAACGACGUCAAGAUCUGGAUGAACUCGACGAGCUUUUCUCCACGAAGCGAGAUACCACGUCGUCGUCGCUUCGAUCGCGGCAGUCAUCGUCUUCGACGGAGGACACCGCACUACCUCCUCGAGCUCCAGUACCCGUCCCAGAUGAAUUCAAAAAGGCUGGGAACGCCAUGGACAUUAUCUUUGUGCGGAACGACGAUGGGACUUCCAUCGGAUGCACGCCUUGGCAUGUGGCGUUCAACUACUCGCGGUUCCUUGCGUCUGGCGCUGGCGACCUCGUCGACGUGUAUUGCAACGGCGUCCAGUUGCCGACUCCCAUGUCCAUCGGGGACAAAGGCCGCGUUCUGUUUCGUGCAGGGUCGGAGCAACCAGAUGAACUCACGCUGGCCGCGAUUUCGUCCAUCCUUCCCACAGACUUCCCGCCCCUGUACGCGACGCUUCGGUUCGAGCACCGCAAGCCGUCGACUUCCUCCUCGUCUGUAGUGCGCGUCGUGGAGUGCCGCAUGUUCCUGUGGGACCCCGACGCCGCCGUCGUCGUUGCCGACCUCGACGGCACCAUCACCAUCAACGACGUCGAGGGCCACAUCCGCACCCUCCGCCUCGGCCAGUACGACUUUAUCCACGCGGGGGUUUGCAGUUUCUACGACCGUCUCCAUCGCAUCGGACUCCGGAUCCUGUACCUCACGGCGCGGCCGAUCAACUGGGCGGAUGCUUCGCGGGAGCACUUGGACGCCGCCGAACAAGGCGCGGUCCGUCUGCCCCCCGGCCCACUGCUCACCAACUCGAUGGGACUCACGGGCGCCCUCCUCACCGAGGUUGUGCACAAGACGCCCCAUAUCUUCAAAGCUACCGUGCUCAAGUCGGUGCACAUGGCGUGUAUCUCGGGCGGCCGGACGUCGCCGCGGCCGCUGUUUGUCGCCGGGUUUGGAAACCGAUCCACCGACGUCCAAGCGUACUCGGACGUGGGCAUUCCGUCCAUUUGCCUCCUCGAUCCGUCGUCAAAGCUGCAACCGGCCGCGACGGAGUCGUGUGACCCGUUCGACUCGUACGCUGACCCCCGCGCCAUGCUGUGGCUCCUCCCGCGGCUCUCCGUGCCGCCAUUGCUCGCCGACAAAGUGGACGCGCACCUCGCGGAAAUCAUCGUCGCCACCGACGAGUACGAGGCCCAGCAACGCCAAACGCUCGUCGACAAGAUACAUUAUUAUUGACAGAUCACCCCCCAUCCUCCAACUCAUAUAUCCAAGCUAUUGGUGGUGGUCCAAGGCCGGAAUGCUACGUGUCUGUGCACUCGCCAUGAUCAAUCCAUUGCAAGCCGCCGGACCGAAUGUCCUGUAUCCAUUGAUAUUGGUUAAAAGUGCAUUUUGACCAUGGCAGAUGAACAAGUUAUUGACAUAAAUGACCAUGGCAGAUGAACAACAUAAUGUAGUUUUGCC
Molecule: messenger RNA, 1652 nt
Organism: Aphanomyces astaci
Lineage: Eukaryota; Oomycota; Saprolegniomycetes; Saprolegniales; Verrucalvaceae
Exons: 4
Coding region: 45-1427 (460 amino acids)
Molecular function (GO): phosphatidate phosphatase activity
Source: RefSeq, a predicted model, not a curated record